AUGUCAAAAAUCAUGAUGCACAAAAUAUUUUGGUCAUUACCUUUAUUAGCAACAUUAACCUCAGCAUUACAACCCAAGCCUAACCCAUCAGGACCCAUACAAAACUUUGCAGAAGGGAAUAUAUGGCUCGAUGACAGUUUCAAUCAAGUAGAGAAUCUGUAUCAUUUUGAUACACCAUGCACUCAAGAUAUCUCAAAUUUUCAUGACAUAAACCAGGAAAAAGGACAGAAACACAUGCUUUAUGAUGCAAUUGAACCUUGGAAAUCACUAUCUGAUUAUGAAAAUCAAGCUCUUUCUCAUCUUGAAGGAGGACCCCAAGAUAGAAUCUUAUAUGAUGUUUUUGAUGCAUACUGGAAUACUUAUGGUCAGCUAGAAAUGAUCUUGCAACCUGAUCAGCAGACAUCUCAUAGACCAGAAACUCAUAUGGAAAAAGAGACAACUGUUGAUCAAAGCCAAGAGUUGCACUAUAGAUCUGCAAAAUCUAGCAUUGACUUUGACACCUUGAGGCAUCCAACCCAAGAUAAUUUUCAUCCCCAUAAAAGGAUGAAAGAUACAUGCACUACCACACAUGACAAUCACAAUACUCCAACACCAGGGAUCGGAGGAUUUACAUCCAUAGGUACUUCUGAGAAUGUUCCCUCAAUAUCAACCAAGUCAAGUACACCAGGUGAUCUGAUUCAUGAUAAUACAAAGAUGGUCAAGAAGAGUCAAUUUUUCCAGGACAGCAAGGGUAUCCCUACCAAUGAAGACAUGUACCUCUAUACCUUGUUGAAUGAGUUUUCUGGAAACCUUGAUCCCUAUCAAAACCUUUAUGACAGUGAUUCAAACCGUCUACAUGGAAAUGAGGGGUCUUUUGAAAGGCAAUCUCAAGGUUCAUCCUCAAGACAAUCAGAUCCAAUUGCUCAUUUGAUUCAAGACCCUUCAGAAACAUAUAAUCAACACCAAAUUGUCCAGGAAAGCCAUAGGGUACAUCAUAAUCUUCCAUCUUUAGACAUGGACCUCUAUGAACAUAUCCAUGCAGCGCCCUCAAACCUCCAUUCCCAUGAAGGGAACAAGAGCACAUGGCCCAUCAAGACAUACCACAACCAAAACAACUUUCCAGUAACUAGAGCUGAGGUCUCUGUAAGCAUGAACACUGCUCACCAACCUCCUUAUUCUGUUUCAAGUUCUUUCCAAGAGUCAAUUUCAAAGGCAUCAGAUAAAGUACUUUGUUCCAUGCAAAAUCAUUCAAAUGUGGUAAAUCAUGGUGUUAGUCCAGAAUCUGUGAUCAAAACUCACAACAAGUGUCCUGAGAAUCCAGAAUGGUAUGGUUAUGAUCAAGGUAAUCUCAUGGAAAUUCCUCCAAACAUUGUAGAUCAUGCACUUACUCCAGAAUUUAUUAUGGGAAGCCACAACAUGGAUUCUGGAAAUUCAAACUGGGAUCCUUCCAAUGAUCUACCUGGAGUUGAUAUGAGUAUGUUACAGCAUGGAACAACAAAAGUCAAAAUGAGAUCAGAUCAUAGGAUACCUGCAAUAGACUCUACAAAUAUUGAAUUGCAAUGGAACACUCCUCAACAAGCAUCCAGUGUGCAGGAUAAAGGAACUAGAACAGUUUCUUAUGAAACAGGAAACUCACCACCUAGCACAAGCUACAAUUCCCAGGGAUUGGUAGGACUUGAAAAGACAGAUCAGAUUGAAACAAACAAGAACCUUGGGCAUUCAGGCUGUGUAGACAGAUUCCCCCUUGUACCAAAAUCAAAAAAGUAUAGCUCUUUGAAUGUCCCGUGUUGCAAAUUGAUUCCAAAGCUACAGCAAAUUGGUGGAUUUUUAGUAAAUAACUCACCAGGUUUGUGUUAUGAAACCACAAUUUGGUUUGACAAGCUAGAGAAGGAUAUGAUUGAAAAUAAUAAUCAAGAGGCAUCAACCAUGACUUUGAUUGAUAGAGCCAUCAAAUCUGCACAUUUGAGGAUCACCAUGUGCUUUUUAGGUCUUAUUGGGAUCUUUGCAAAUGAAGGUGGUGAUAAAUCAUCUUUAGAAAUUGUUUUGAAACAAGGUUGGGAUUUAAUAAAAGGACACUUUGAGGAUUGGAGGAAGUUGAAUAUAAUUGACAAGAAUGGAAAUGUGAUUGUACACCAUGAUAGUGUGAAAUGUCCAUAUAAGGCAAAACUUACAAGACAAAGUAACUUGCAUCACCCACUCUUCUGGUUCCAUGACUUGAGUAAGCUUACUCAACCUCAAAGAUUACCAGUUGAUCUAAUUUACUAUCUCAAAUCAACAUGGAAUAUGGAAAUACCAAACUCAAUGAUUGGUGUACAUAACAUAGCAGUGUACCAUUUAGAAAUCCAAAAUUUCCAUGAUGUUUAUAUAAACCAUAGUCAUGGUGGGUUUUAUGGAAGAGGAGAAAUAAGAAAUAUUGCAUUUAAAGGAGUGAAAUUGUCUGGAAAAUAUAUAGUGCCUGAAAAUGAGAAUUUUUCAACAUGGUAUACAGUCUGCAAGAAACUGGCUGAAAUUGCACAGUUUCAUUCAUCUGUAGGAUUUGAUCUGUGUCAAGAGGUUCACAGUUUCUUUGUAUCAUUGAUUGAGCACCUAUUGAACACUUACAAGGGAUUACAUCAGUGUGAUAUAUCAUCUGCUGGAAAGACUCGCGGGGAAAAAAUCAAGGAUUCAUCUAUCUGUAAUCCCCAUGAUAAAAAUGUUCAAAGAAUUGUCCAAUCUAUCAGUAUGGCUGAGUACAGAGUGACUGUGGGUUUUAUAGGACUGGUGAGAGUACUUUACCAGAAAGAAGUCCAAGCUGAUACACUCAGCUUAUUACUCAAGAGUGCAUGGGAUUUCCUAAAAGGAAUAUUUUCAAAAUGGAGAGACAUUAAAUCUUAUAACAAUACUUUGGUAUUUGAUGACAAGAGAAUCACACGGAACAAGUGGAAACUAGAUUAUUCAGAUCCUCAUGAAUUAUUCAAUGCAUUAUGGCAACAUGAAGAUUACCUAAGGAAUCCUAUACCACUUUAUUGUUUAAAAAGUCUUGUGAACGUUUGGAACAAAGAUCUAAAAUCACUACAAAAGCUAAAUCCAAAUUCUUUCAAUUUUGUCAUCAAGGUCCUAUCUGCUAAGACACCAUUAGAUUACAAACAAUUGAUUAGGUGA
Molecule: messenger RNA, 3120 nt
Organism: Melampsora larici-populina 98AG31
Lineage: Eukaryota; Fungi; Basidiomycota; Pucciniomycetes; Pucciniales; Melampsoraceae
Exons: 1
Coding region: 1-3120 (1039 amino acids)
Source: RefSeq, a predicted model, not a curated record